This is a messenger RNA of Dicentrarchus labrax (European seabass), 2829 nucleotides long. RefSeq names its product fatty acid desaturase 6 (gene fads6). Gene Ontology annotation, cellular component: membrane. Bases 390 to 1535 code for a protein of 381 amino acids. The record is from RefSeq and is a predicted model, not a curated record. Gene Ontology annotation, biological process: lipid metabolic process. The transcript is spliced from 6 exons. Gene Ontology annotation, molecular function: oxidoreductase activity, acting on paired donors, with oxidation of a pair of donors resulting in the reduction of molecular oxygen to two molecules of water. Lineage: Eukaryota; Metazoa; Chordata; Actinopteri; Moronidae.
AGACUCUGGGCUGAGCAGCUGUAGUUGUGUGAGAGGAUUUUUUGGGUCCAUCACGUCACAGUGUAGCCUUACAUCUUCGGGCUGUGGGACAAUAAAUUCCACUGCUGCUGGUUGCAUCAGGAGUCAGCUGACAGAGGGGGGAAAAAAGGGAGGAAACAGUGUAAGAGAGAUCAGGAGGAGGUAGGAGAGGAGGGUCCACGAGGCUCUUGAAGCUGCAGGAAGGGGGCUGGGCCUCUCUGACAAUGCUCCUCGCCAAAAAGGACUUUCGCAAUGCUUGACCUGUGGACUCUUUGCUCAGGGUGCGAGCGCAUAGAGGCAGCGGUGAGGACGCAAACCCCAUGGUGACUUUGUUUUGAGCCGGUGAUCAGCACAAGGAGGCAGGAGCUGACAUGCAGAAUGUACCGGAGGAGUGGAGGGAAGGACGGGAUGAGAGAGGAGAGGGGAGGAUGGGGGAGACGCUGGUCAGGAGGAAAGGGGAUUCAGAACCCAGCGGAGAGAGGAAGGAGGGAGAGGAGUGGAAGAAGAUCGGAAGCGAGGAGGUGGAGAAGGAGUCGAUGAUGAUGGAGCUGACGCGGCUGGUGCAGAAGGUGGUGAAGGAGAGCAGCUGGUGGGAGAGGAGGGGGAUCGACUGCAGCAUCCUGGCAGCGGCGUUCCUCUGUCUGCCACCUGCCUUCUUGCUGCUGGGCUCCUCGCAGGUCCUGUGGUUUUCAGCCGGCGUGCUGCUGAUGGGCCUCGCUCACGCUGUCAUCACCAUCAAAGGGACACAUCUGGCCAGCCACGGGGCCCUGAGCGAGUCGCCGGCCUGGGCAAAGUUCUGGGCCGUCUUCUUCAUCGAGAUCUGUGGCUCAUUCUCAGCGCGAGCCGGCAUUCAGGGCCACAUUAAGAUGCAUCACGCUCACACUAAUGUCAUUGGACUGGGUGACUCCAGCGUAUGGAAGGUCCCCUUCCUGCCUCGCACUGUCUACCUGUUUAUAGCUCCCCUGGCCGUGCCUAUCAUCACUCCACUUGUUGCACUCGCUCACCUGAAAGGACACUCUUUGGCCCACAUCGUCAGGACCAUCCUGAUGGUAACACUGGGCCUGUAUUCACAGUACUGGCUGCUGAUCCACGUCUCCGGGUUCCUGUCGCCCCUCAGCGCUUUGCUCUGCAUGCUUGUGUGCAGAGCGAUGUUCUCUGUGCCGUAUAUCCAUGUCAACAUUUUCCAGCACAUCGGCCUCCACAUGUUCUCUCAGACCCGCCGACCAAAGAGGAUCUACCAGAUGACCCACGGAGUCCUGAACCUCCCUCGCAACUUCCUGCUGGACUGGAUGUUUGGACACUCGCUUAUCAACUGCCACGUGGAGCACCACCUCUUUCCCUUCCUGUCUGAUAACAUGUGUUUAAAGGUGAAGCCCGUCGUGUCCAAGUAUCUGACUGAAAAGCAGCUCCCGUACCAGCAGGACAGCUACCUCUCCCGCCUCCGCCUUUUCUUCCACAAAUACCAGGAGCUGAUGGUGUUUGCUCCGCCGAUCACAGAGCUGGUGGGAGUGCAGUGAAGGAGAAAAACCCAUUCAGACUAAUGCUGCUAAAAAAGCACAAGCUUCAGUGUUUAAAUGCAUUUCUGCCGACUUGUUACAACCUGCACAGUCCAGGUUUAAAGAGUCUCUAAUAUAUAGGAUAGGUUUUUAAUCAAUAACACACGAUGUUAGGAGCUAAAUUAACAUGAAAUCUUCAUGAUAUUGUUUUUUAUUACUUAAACUAGAUGUAUAUCAUGCACUGUUAGAGGUAAUUUAAUAAAUAGCACAACUACAUUUUAAUGGGGUUUAAUGGGCGCUGCAUUAAAAGUCUAAAGUGGUAGAUUAAUCACAGCUUUUGAACUGACCUGAGGCCUGUUUCAUGUCUCUGUGAAGUGCCUGCUGGUCCUGGUUAACUGGUUCUACAAAGAUGGAUGCCAGCCACCUCCAUUAACUCUGGAAAUUGUUGAUACUCACAUGCAGCUGUAGAAAAUAACACUUCAUUAAGGUAAAAGUUAGAAACUAAGCACAGUAGAGAGUAUAAAUAUAGCAAUAAAAAUAGAAAAAUAAGCAACCAAACUAACCAAAUGUGUUUAAAUCUUACAGGAUUUAAUAUACGUUUUCGUACAUCAGGCUACCUAUAAUUUAUUUGCAUUUUUCAGAAUAAAAUGAGUUAAAAUCAAAUCAGUCAAAAUAUUGUACAAAAAACUCAUUUUCACCAUGAAUAGAAACUAUUUAAAGCUGCAGUAGGUAUCUUUUACAAAUAAUAUUUUUUGUCACAUUUGUUGAAACUUUUACUAUACCCUGACAAUAGAACAUGAGACAGAUAAUGUGUGAAAAAAUCUGGUUCCUCUGGCUCCUCCUAGUGGCUCCUAAUGGGAUUUUCUUGUAAAUCCCAAAAUGACCCACUGCAGCUUUAGUAGUAGUAUUUCAGACGUUUCUUUUUAGAUUAUGCUUCUGUUCUUUAUGCUAAGCUAGGCUAAUCACCUCCAGCUGGCUCCAGCACCGUACUGCGUUUACCAGUACAGACAGACAGGAGUUGAUCUCCUCAUCUAACUCAGCAGAACAGUGACAGACUGCAGACAGUGGAAACGUGUCUUAAACUGCAGCUGUAAUGAAGUCAUUGAUCCAGCUUUGUGAGACAGCCCCCCUCCCCGUUGCCGUAGUGACAGAUGUUGGUGCCGUUGUUGUCGAUGCAAAUGUUUGACUUUUCUUUGUCCUCAUGUCAAAGGCACAUCCGUGACUGCACUGUAGUUUCGGUCCACGCAGUAGAGGUGUUUCAGUGUAUUUUAUGUGGUCUGAUAAUAAACGUUAACAUGAAUUUUCAAGAAUUAAA